AUGACGCCAAGUAGUUCGUCAAACAUCGCGUCGUCGUCCUCGCCUGCGUGGUUGUCGUCGCUCUGUGCGACAAGGCCCCAGUCCACGCCCCUCAUCCUCCCGUCUACGCCUCUAAACCCUAACCACGCCCCUGCUCCUUACCACGCCCCUGAACCCGCCUACCACGCUCCCGAACCCGCCUACCACACCCCUGAGCCUUCCUACAACGCCCCCAAACACUACGAGCCCGAAUACGCUGACGUGCCUCCCAAGUACAACUACAACUACGGUGUCGCCGACACCUAUUCCCGCGACGGCUACAACACCGAGGGCACCUACACCGUCGACCUCCCCGACGGCCGCAAGCAGAUCGUCAACUACGUGGACAACGGCGACGGUUAUGUAGCUCAGGUCACCUACAAGGGCGAGGCUCAGUAUCCUGAGUACAAGCCCACCUACAAGCCCGCUUCCCCUACCCCAGCGUAUGCUUAA
Molecule: messenger RNA, 471 nt
Organism: Penaeus monodon (black tiger shrimp)
Lineage: Eukaryota; Metazoa; Arthropoda; Malacostraca; Decapoda; Penaeidae
Product: cuticle protein 8-like
Exons: 3
Coding region: 1-471 (156 amino acids)
Cellular component (GO): extracellular matrix
Source: RefSeq, a predicted model, not a curated record